AGUUGCGAGUUUCUCUCUUGGAUAACAGCUGGAUGGUUUGCUUUGAUGGAGAAUAUAAUUGCUUAUAAAGCAGUGUAAAAUUUAGCGGAAUCAUUAAAGUUUGUUUUAACAACGUGAGUUAUUGGUGUAUCUGUGUUGAUUCGCUAAGUAUAAUUCAGUCGUUGCUCCUGAUCACAGGGAUGAGAUUUUUAACCAUUCAAGCUUUGAAGAAAAACAUUUUGAAGUCAAGUUUGGGGAGUUUUAUCAAGCAUAAUGCCUACGUCUUCAACCUUUCUUUGUCUAUCGAUAAUAGUUCUUGUCUUGUGCGCCAUUGCUGACGCAAGACCAUACGGGAAAUAUCCAACACCAGAUAAACCUGAAAAGCCACAUGGACCAGAAGGACCCGUACAGCCAUUUGCCUUCUUGAAGACGUUUGGAGCUGGCUUCGUUAAUCCUGCACAACCCAAAUCUCCCGCAGCCCUCAACCGUCAAACAAUCUUUGACGGUCCAUUCAACCAAGUUGACUACCCUGAUCAACCAGACAUCCCAGAUGCUCCUGAUAUCCCUGACGCACCUGACGCACCCGAUGCACCCGACGCUCCUGACGCACCGGACUAUGAAGAAUACGAGCCUCCUGAUACACCAGACGUUGGGGCACAUGAAAAUCCAGGAGUCUUCUCCGAUGGUGGAUUCGGUUUUCUCGGAGGAGCUGCCCAAGCACCUUUCAUGAUGACUGGUGGUAAAUCCCCGAGCUCGAUGGGUCAGGGGAUGAUGACCAAAUACAGGAAGGGUUCGAGUUCGGGAUCUAGUGUCGGCAUCGCUUUCGCCGUGCUCGCCAUCAUUGGUUGCACAAUUGCACUGGGGGUUUUCUUUUUCAAAAAGUACAGACACCAUAUUCCGGUUAUCGUCCUUAAGUAAAUCACCUCCCGCAAAUUCGUCCAAAAUUUCUUGAAGACUGCCGGACACUCUUGAGAAAUUUUUGGAUGUACAUGAUGUAUCAAUCAUUAUUGUGAGCUUUAUUAUUUGGCUUGUGACAAGGGACGAUGGCAUUUAUUAGCAAUCACAUGGACAUUGAAACAUGCAAGAAGUAUCGAGGAUAUUAAUAGACUCUUAAUGAAUCUGCAACAUGAAGAUAAAAAUUAAUUGAUUAAUAAUUGUCAUCCUUUGGUCUGUGUCAUCUCUACCCAAAUACAUCACGUAUAAAAGAGGAACUGAGUGUCAUGAAUCGUAAAUGUUGGAAUAUCAAUGAGCUGGUUUGCCUUACUGUUAAUUCUCGUCUACCAUGAUAAAAUAAAUUUAUAGAUAUACAC
Molecule: messenger RNA, 1289 nt
Organism: Lytechinus pictus (painted urchin)
Lineage: Eukaryota; Metazoa; Echinodermata; Echinoidea; Temnopleuroida; Toxopneustidae
Product: guanine nucleotide-binding protein G(s) subunit alpha isoforms XLas-like
Exons: 2
Coding region: 253-897 (214 amino acids)
Source: RefSeq, a predicted model, not a curated record